Spathaspora passalidarum NRRL Y-27907 is the source of this 944-nucleotide messenger RNA. RefSeq names its product casein kinase 2 regulatory subunit (gene CKB2). The transcript has a single exon. The record is from RefSeq and is a predicted model, not a curated record. Gene Ontology annotation, molecular function: protein kinase regulator activity. NCBI's taxonomy places the organism in Eukaryota, Fungi, Ascomycota, Pichiomycetes, Serinales, Debaryomycetaceae. The coding region runs from base 54 to 782 and encodes 242 amino acids. Gene Ontology annotation, cellular component: protein kinase CK2 complex; cytoplasm.
ACCAAAGAGUCAUCCCCCUCUCACCACACACACCACACAUAUACACAUACAUCAUGGCUGACUAUAUAACUGAUUCAUCAUCUGAUUUUACUGAAUAUUGGAUUGAUUUAUUCCUCGGUAUAAAAGGUAACGAAUACUUUUGUGAUAUUGAUGAUGAAUACAUUCGAGAUAGGUUCAACCUCACUGGUUUGAACCAAGAAGUAUCCAAGCUUCCUACCCUUAUUGAUAUAAUAACUGACUUGAUCGAUUUAGAUAGUCAACCCGAGGACCAACGUGAUACUCUUGAACACAAUGCUCGCAUAUUGUAUGGAUUAAUUCAUGCCAGAUACAUCUUGACUUCCCGAGGUCUUAACAAGAUGUUUGAAAAAUUUAGAAAUGGAGAUUUUGGCUAUUGUCCAAGAAUAAACUGUCAGUUACAUCCUUUGUUGCCUAUUGGGCUUAAUGAUUCUCCAAGAGUUGCUAGUGUUAAGUUAUAUUGUGCUAAAUGUGAAGAUUUAUUCAAUCCGAAAUCUAAUAGACAUGCAGUUAUAGAUGGGGCUUAUUUCGGUACUUCCUUCCCUGCAAUGUUUUUCCAAAACUUUCCCAAUGCUAUACCUAUACAUUCCAAGGAAACGUAUGUUCCAAGGGUGUUUGGGUUCAAAUUGCAUGAAUACUCUCAAUUGAAUCGAUGGAGACAUUUGCAAAGAAUGAAAUUAGAGCUGAGGUUGGUUAAACUGGGUAUUAAUGUCCUGAAUGUUAAUGGAGGUUUUAUUGAAGUUGAACAAAGACAGGAGGAGCGAUAAAUAGGGUUAUUUACAAUAGUUGUACUAGUAUACGGUUGCUUGCUGUUUUUGUCGAUUGUGAGAGUAAUAUCUGUAGAGUGCUCAUUUCAUUAAUAUACAUAAAGAAUACUUGCAAUAUCUUUUGCUCUUUAGCUUCAGCACCCGACACAGUUGGAAUGUAUG